This is a messenger RNA of Plodia interpunctella (Indianmeal moth), 1372 nucleotides long. RefSeq names its product Yip1 domain-containing 1 (gene Yip1d1). The record is from RefSeq and is a predicted model, not a curated record. Gene Ontology annotation, biological process: vesicle fusion with Golgi apparatus; endoplasmic reticulum to Golgi vesicle-mediated transport. Bases 171 to 962 code for a protein of 263 amino acids. Lineage: Eukaryota; Metazoa; Arthropoda; Insecta; Lepidoptera; Pyralidae. Gene Ontology annotation, cellular component: trans-Golgi network. The transcript is spliced from 2 exons.
AAAUUGACGUGAAAGAAAUAAUGUCAGACGGUCAAUCUCAAUCUCAUUUUGGUUGAAAAUCUGCUAUUUGGAAGUUUCAGAAGUAAAACAGACAGUCUCCUACUUAAUUAUUACUGCAUUUAAUACCAGGGUGGAGUAAAAUCGUGCAGGGUGCUUAUAGUUAUUCAGCCAUGGCUAAUUAUAAUCCCAAUGAAUACGCAUGGCAAACACAAAACAAUAGCCAAAGUUAUACAUUUGAUACUUCCAAUACUUUUUCUGAUCCAGUUCAAACAUUAGAUUUCCAGACAUUUCCUACAGAGCAACAAAAUUUCUCUUAUGAUCAGACCCAAGGCAAUAUACCUCCCAAUAAUAACCAAUAUUAUAAUCCAAAUUUAUUUACACCUGCGCCCAUAGCCGGCGAUGCUCCUGGAGAUACAACCGAGUUUGACGAACCACCAUUAUUGGAUGAGUUGGAGAUCUAUCCUGACCGAAUAUUGGAGAAAACCUUAGCUGUACUGAAUCCUUUCCAUGGGCAGUCCAAAGCUGAUGAUGCUAAUUUUCUUUUGCGAGACACAGAUAUUGCAGGACCUAUAGCAUUUUGUUUGGCAUUAGCAGUUUGUUUAUUCCUUUCAGGGAAUAAGGCCCAUUUUGGUUAUGUAUAUGGUCUCUCUGUAAUGUCAGUUAUAUUGAUGUACUUUUUGCUGUCUUUGAUGAGUCGUACAGAGGGUGUCUUCACUGUACUUAGUGUAGCUAGUGUUUUAGGGUACUGCAUGUUACCAAUGGUUGUUUUGGCAGGGUUAGGAAUCUUUGUUUCUUUAGAAGGAACUAUAGGAUUACUUAUAUCUGCCAUUGCAGUGGUUUGGUCAGCGCUAUCAGCAAGCAGGCUGUUUGUCACAAUGUCAGGAGAUGCAGAACAGAGACCACUAAUAGCAUAUCCUUGUGCACUGGUAAAUGGAGUAUUUGCCUUGUUAGUUUUGUUCUAAGAUUUCAGAAACACCUAAAGCCAAUAAGAUUCCAAUACUGUCUUACUGAAUGAGUCUACAUCGCUUUAGUAGGUCUUUUUACUUUUUACCACUGUUUGUUUGUAUAUCUUUCAUGAAAGGUUAGAUGUAAAGGGUCAUAUAUUUUGUAAAAACAAAACUUUGGGCCUGGUCUGGAUUUGAAAAAAAUCCAAUAAAAUAAACUCUUGAAAGUAACAAGUGAAGAUUGGGAUAGUGUGAUCUUUUGAAGGUUUUAUGCAUCAACUUAAAAAUGUUUGACCCUGGUCACUAACUAGUUAAGAAAAUAAUGAUAAAAUUGUUAUGUCUAUAUUCACUAUUUUGUAUUAUACCAUAAUUUAAUAAAAAUUCUGUUUGUAUGGAAUGUGUAAAUAAUAAAUAACUAUAUUUUAUUA